AUGUUCUGGGCAAUGAUUGCACAGACACAGACUAUUGGUGACCUCAGAGAGGCCAUCAAAGACAAGAAGAAGCAACAAUUUGACCAUGUUUAUGCUGACCAUCUUGAACUGUGGCAGGUCAAGAUCAAUUUGAAUGACCUACACUUACUCAACACAAUUGUGGAUGAAAGCAUGGAGUUGAAGCUGUUAAUGGAACUGUCCAAAGUGUUCAUGGAUGGAGUAGAGCAUGGAUGUAUUCAUGUCAUGGUAUGA
Messenger RNA from Suillus subaureus, 252 nucleotides. RefSeq lists its product as uncharacterized. The record is from RefSeq and is a predicted model, not a curated record. NCBI's taxonomy places the organism in Eukaryota, Fungi, Basidiomycota, Agaricomycetes, Boletales, Suillaceae. The transcript has 2 exons. The coding region runs from base 1 to 252 and encodes 83 amino acids.